AUUUUUUCUGACAAUGUUAUUUAGUGUAUGAUAUGCGGCAUGGAAAUUGGAUAACAAUAGUAAGAGAGAGCGAAGCCGACAUUCCAGGCAGGCGGUGUAUUGAUUAUUUGAUACUGCAUAAAUUAGUCAAUCCGGGUGCUAAAUUUCAUAGAUAAUCUAGUCCUUAUUUUGUGUGUAAUAUAAACCAGUAAAGAUGUCUGUACCACGAGGCCGUGGAUCGGAGGAAUCUAUUUAUAGAAUUCCUCCCUAUUAUUAUAUCCAUGUAUUGGACCAGAAUUCCAAUGUUACAAGGCUAACGAUUGGUCCACAGACUUAUAUCAGACAGGACAAUGAAAGAAUUGUGUAUGGACCUGAGAAAAUGAUAGUGGUGCCCCCACGACAUUAUUGUGUACUAGAAAACCCUGUAAUCAGAAAUAAAGAUGAUGAAGUGGUAACAGAUUCUUCAGGACAAGUUAAACUUUAUCAUGCUGAUCAAGAAAUCCGUCUUGCUCAGGAACCCUUCCCUCUUUACCCUGGUGAAGUUUUAAAACAGCCAGUAACACCAUUAAAAAUAGUACCAGCCAACUCAGCCUUAAGAUUAAGAGCUAUUUUAGAUUUUGAAGACGAAUCUGGGGAAAAGAGAAUUGCUGGUGAUGAAUGGCUUUUUGAGGGUCCAGGAACAUAUAUUCCACGAAAAGAAGUUGUAGUAGAGGAAACUAUUCGAGCCACCAUAAUUAAACCUAAUCAUGCUAUAAGAUUACGAGCUCGUAAAGAAUGUAUUGACAGAUCUGGUGAACAGAGAGUCACAGGAGAGGAAUGGUUGGUUAGUAAAACUGGAGCGUAUUUACCUGGUGCCUAUGAGGAGGUUGUAGAUGUUGUCAGUGCCUAUGUUUUAACUGAUAAGAAAGCAUUACACAUGAGAGCAUUACGAACAUAUGUGGAUGAUUUUAAAGUUACACGUAAAAAUGGUGAAGAAUGGUUAAUUACUAUGAAUGAUACAGAAACACAUAUACCUAAUGUUUAUGAAGAGGUAGUAGGUGUAGUAAAUAUCACAACUUUAAAUAACAGACAAUACUGUGUUGUCGUAGAUCCUGUUGAUGACGGUGGCAAGCCUCAACUCGGAAAACGUAAACUGGUUAAAGGAGAAAAAACCUUCUUCUUGAUGCCAGGGGAGAAGCUCGAAAAGGGAAUUCAGAAUGUAUAUAUUUUAGGAGAGGAUGAAGGCCUUAUUUUACGCGCUACAGAAUUUUUCAAAGAGGGCUCACAGGGAAUUGAAAGAAAACCAGGAGAUAGAUGGAUGAUCCGCGGACCUAAAGAAUACGUGCCUCCUGUAGAGGUAGAGGUCAUGAUGAAACGACAAGCUAUACCACUGGAUGAAAAUGAGGGUAUUUAUGUUCGAGAUAUCAAGUCUGGAAAGGUUCGAUCUAUAACUGGAGUGACCUACAUGUUGAACCAAGAUGAAGAAUUAUGGGAGAAAGACCUUCCUCCUGUGGUUGAAGAGCUCUUAUCCCAGGGAAAAGACCCAUUAGCUGAUCGUGGAACACGUGGUAGUGUUGGUACAAAUCAAAAAGCCAGAGACAAGACACGAGUUAUCACGUUCCGUGUACCACAUAAUGCCUGUGUACAAAUCUACGAUUAUAAAGAUAAAAAAGCAAGAGUUAUAUUUGGACCAGAAUUAGUAAUGUUGGGACCAGACGAACAAUUCACUCAACUCAGUCUGUCUGGAGGAAAACCUAAAAAACCCAACGUCAUCAAAUCAUUAUGUUUAUUACUUGGACCUGACUUCUGUACAGAUAUUAUCACCGUUGAAACAGCUGAUCAUGCCAGGCUUCAACUACAACUUUCAUACAACUGGCAUUUUGAAGUGUCAGAUAAAACCAGCAGUGAUGAAGCUGCUAAAUUAUUCAGUGUACCUGAUUUUACUGGUGAUGCUUGUAAAGCUAUUGCUUCUAGAGUUCGAGGUGCUGUUGCUCAAGUUCAAUUUGAUGAUUUUCAUAAGAAUUCAGCAAAGAUUAUUCGAUCAGCUUUGUUUGGUUUUGAUGAAAAAAAUAAAGUUCGAGAUAAGUUCACCUUCCCUCAGAAUAGCCUAGCUAUUACCAGUAUUGAUAUCCAGUCUGUAGAACCAGUUGACCAACGAACACGAGAUUCAUUAAUGAAAUCUGUUCAACUUGCUAUUGAAAUUACAACUAACUCACAAGAGGCUGCUGCCAGACAUGAAGCAGAAAGACUAGAACAGGAGGCUAAAGGUAGACUUGAACGUCAAAAGAUUAUGGAUGAAGCAGAAGCUGAGAAGUCUCGUAAAGAACUCUUGGAGUUACAGGCUCACAGUGCUGCUGUAGAAAGCACUGGUCAAGCCAAGGCUGAAGCUCAGUCCCGUGCCGAGGCUAACCGUAUUGAAGGUGAAGCUGCUGUAGAACAAGCUAAACUUAAGGCUCAGGCUAUGAAGAUUGAAGCUGAAUCUGAAUUAGAAAGACUGACACAGGCUCGUGAAGCAGAGCUGAAAUAUAUCAAAGAACAGAAUGAAUUGGAGAUCAGUAAAGCUAGCGAGUCCUCCACCAUUGAAACACGUAAAUUUAAAGAUAUGGUGGAUGCCAUUGGAGCUGGAACUUUACAGGCUAUGGCUAAUGCUGGACCUGAAAUGCAGGUCAAAUUGUUAUCUUCUCUUGGUUUGAAGACAACAUUGAUCACAGACGGAAGUUCUCCCGUCAAUUUAUUUAACACUGCCCAGGGCUUAAUCGGAGGUCUGGUACCUGCUCGACGUAAACCCACUGAUGAUGAUGAUGCAGAUAGUAUUUAAAUGAUGUCAUAAACUGAUGAAUAUGAGCAAGUGAUAAUAAUAAUGAUCAUUUUUUGUUUGAAUAAAGUUGAUUUGGCAUUAUGAUACAAAUAUUUUUAUUCUGUGUUUACUGUAGGCCUAUUGUCCUUGUUCAAUUAUUUUUUGUACAUUGACUUUCUUAAGCAUAUUAAGUUCGAACAUUUUUGUAUAGAUUUUUAUAGUGAUAACUGUUGUAUAGUUUUCUAAUUUUCACACCAUCUUUCUUUUUCAUUUCAACAAAAAAUCGUUCCAAGAUUUAUGAUAUUUUUUAGAAAUAUUUUGUUCAUUUGUUCAUUAUACUUUAAGUUAUAGUGUGAAGAUAGCCUGUCUUUUAGGCAAGACUGACAGAGUGUAUACCAUCGCUUUUGAUGAAAUGUCUAUCAUUUAAUAUUGGAUCUAUAUCAUUUAAUAUUGGAUCCAUAUCAUUUAAUAUUGGAGCCUAUGUUCAAGGAAUUGCUUUAUGUUUAUGCUCAAUAUGCUUGAAUUGUGUGAUUCUAUAUUGUGAGCUAAUUCUAUAAUGAUAUAAGCAUGCAAUGGUAUAGUUUAUGUUAUAUGACAUUGUUUACUGUUGUGGUUAUUUAAAGAAGAUAUUAGUAUAUUUUGCACCCAAGAUUUAUAUAUCAGCAGACCCUGUGAUCAUUAGACUAAUUGUUUUUGGUAUAUUUAAAGUCCGAAGAAUGGACCACUAUUUGUUAUUAUUUUACUUGUUUAUGAACUAAACAUUUUUGAAACAUAAA
Molecule: messenger RNA, 3531 nt
Organism: Lottia gigantea (owl limpet)
Lineage: Eukaryota; Metazoa; Mollusca; Gastropoda; Lottiidae
Exons: 14
Coding region: 194-2776 (860 amino acids)
Cellular component (GO): nucleus; cytoplasm
Source: RefSeq, a predicted model, not a curated record